Messenger RNA from Diachasma alloeum, 1396 nucleotides. RefSeq names its product arrestin domain-containing protein 17. The transcript has 8 exons. Lineage: Eukaryota; Metazoa; Arthropoda; Insecta; Hymenoptera; Braconidae. Bases 42 to 1238 code for a protein of 398 amino acids. Gene Ontology annotation, biological process: protein transport. Gene Ontology annotation, cellular component: cytoplasm. The record is from RefSeq and is a predicted model, not a curated record.
UGUCUGACUAUUGCACGUUUAAAUCACUGGAGCCAAACGGAAUGGAUAAUCAAAGUGCCUGUGACACUGUCACCGGAGAAGGCAUUGGCUUGCAACUGUUCGAAGUAAUUUUAGAUAAAACUCAGCACGUUUAUUACGCCGGUCAAGUUAUCUCUGGAAAAGUUCAACUCCAACUGAAUUCACCGAUUAGCGGAAUGGGAGUGAAAUUGGAAUGUAAGGGUGAAGGACAGGUCUAUUUCACAAACCGAUCAACUGGUUUCCGAAAGAAAGUUUCCGCCCAUGAAAUCUACCUCCGCGAGGAGAUUUAUUUAACCAGAAACGAGUCCGGUGAUGCAGAAAUCAAGAGUGAUGGAUUUUCAUUCAGCUUCAAUCUUCCAGAAAAACUGCCGUCCAGCUUCGAGGGUCGAUACGGCCGAGUGAGAUACUCUAUUAAGUCAACACUGGAAAUUACCAAAGACUCACGAAUAUCGUCUGAGCCACUGGCAUUCACUGUUGCUCCUGUUUUUUAUUUGAAUCAGCAUUCACUGGCACCGUUACCACUGAGCGAGAGCCACACAAAGACCUUCACUGGCCACCUAAAACCCCUGAGCAUGUCAGUCUUCAUUCCCGUCCGUGGCUUCGUUCCCGGCCAAACGGUCCCCCUAAAAAUCAAUUUGAAGAACGAAUCAAACGUUGACGUGAAAAAACUACGAAUCCUGUGCAAAAAGGUGGUGGUGUAUCAUUCAGCGGAUAAUAUACGCAAACACAAAGAGAUUGUUGUCGAGAUUGAACAGCCAGUGCAACGCAGUUGUGAGAAUUAUGAUGCUGAAUUCGACGUGCCAGCUAUUCCCCCGUCGGGAAGAGUUUGCAGUCUCAUUGAUAUUUGUUACACACUCAAAGUUGAGGCGUGCGUGGAUAUCAAUGAGUGGUACUACCGAAUGUUCCAUAAGAACCUGAAGAUAAGGAUGGGUAUUAUCAUCGGUUCAGUUCCUCUGAGGAACUACGAGGACCCGAUGGAGUCCAGCGACGACUCCCAGAGCAGCUCGAGGAGAGAAAAAUCUGUGCGAUGGGAGGAGACAGCGGGGCAGGAUAAUACAUCCGAUGGACUGAAGUACCAGAGUAGCCGCAUAUAUCGAUCCUCAAAACCCGACAGAGACGAUCCCCCGGGAGAGGAUGGAGACGAUGCAGAAGUGAAGCCGUAUUCACCGAUGUACCGUGUAUACAAAUUUGAUAGCGUCAGGGAUAAGAUGAUAUCGUAAUGAUAUGGGGGUUGUUGAUGGGCUUGGAAUUUCGAGAAUAUUGGAUGGGGACAGCUUCUUUCUCGGCGAUCAGGGGAGUGGGACGCGGCGAGAAUUUUAUUCGAGGAUAUCCAAGUGCUAUUUUCAAUCAUCAAAUUUGAUGAUUGAAUUGAAUACAU